Molecule: messenger RNA, 1760 nt
Organism: Cydia pomonella (codling moth)
Lineage: Eukaryota; Metazoa; Arthropoda; Insecta; Lepidoptera; Tortricidae
Exons: 2
Coding region: 787-987 (66 amino acids)
Source: RefSeq, a predicted model, not a curated record
GACACUUCCUGCAGUAAUGCAGUAGACCGCAGCAGUAUUGCAAUCACACUCAAAUUUUGAGGGUUCAAUGUAAUAAUGGAACCCUAAAAAGCUUUUUGUUACAAAAUUAAAAAUCUAGACACUUCCAAAUUAUUGAUAACCAAGUAUAAAAAUGUUGUUAAAAUACCCCUACUCUGACGGGAAUAAAUAAAUACUGGCAACAUAUUUUUGUAUAGUUGUUUGCGUUCCUGAGCGUAAGACACGAGCGUCGCACGCACACGUUGAUCGUGUUUCGGCUUCACUUUUGCCUGAUUAGCCGCAUGGCGACUAUCGGUCUUUGUGUAUUAUGUCUGUGGCUUGUCACUAAAAUGAACUGAGGAAAUUGUCAAAUGGAUGUAAUUGGAUCCAGCCAAAUUCAAAAUCAAAAUCAAAUCAAAAUCAAAAAGCAUUUAUUUCGUUAAAUAGUAUACAACAUAACACAUUCAUGGUUGGGACUUCCUAGUAAGUAUGUAUAAUACCUGUGACAGGAAGCCCCGCUCUUCUACAUUUGUCUAGUACAUUUGUACACGGUUAACGACAAUAAAGUCUAACAUUGUGCAAACGUGCAAAUUAAAUAUAUAAUUGUUAUUUCAGAGUAGGUGUCAAUUCGUAACAACUUUACAUAGUCGUAUCAUAUUAGUUGAAAUAUUUGGCAGGAUUUCAGCGGUCAUCGUGCCGAUUUUUAAUAAUAUUGUUAAUAUUCCUGAAAGAUUGUUAAAAAACGUGCUGAGUUUUUAUUUAUAAUGGUUCGAAGUUCCUUGUGUAAUAAUGACUUGUGUGAUCAAGGGCUGUAAAUCACAUGCGGGAAGAAAUGAAAAUACGCAAGAACCAGUAACCUUUCAUCGUCAUAGCCAGAUAUGCUCAAAACUCUUUACAUCGGAUUCUUUUCUAGCAAAUGAAAAUAUUAAGUGGAGGCGGCUGAAAGCUGGAGUUUUACUAACAUUACAUUUGACAGACACACUUUGCUAAUAUUUGAACAAAUAUUUAUUAUUGCAUUACCUAUCAAAGCAUCAUCAUCUGUAAAAAACGCUGGGUGAAUUUCCUAACAAAUAAUAUAUUCAUAUUUUACUUUAAGGUUAGUACUCCAGUGCCUAUGGAUGUUUGUGAUGCAGAACACAUAAAAGUUUCCAGUCAUAUAUUAUCGGAGUCAUGAAGUAACAUAGAUGGCCCCUCAAAAUUGGUAAAUAAUAUAAAAUAUAUCUCGCGCGACCAAUGAUGAUCCGUAUGACAGUUCAUUUUUAUAUGGAACAGCUGCCACGUCAAAUGUGUAUAUAUUAUCGCGACUAGGCUAGGAGGCCUAAUGAAAAAUAUGAAAAUAUGAUUAUCAAAAAAUGUUAUUGAAAUUAUUGUAAUAAAAAAUCAUAUUACACAAACGUUUUCUUUUAUUUCCCAUUUGGUACAUAAAAUAAGUAGAUUUUGAGUCGUGGACUCUAAAUGAGAUCGAUGCUACAUAAAUUCUCAUAUUAGGGUCUGUGCGGAAAGAUAACAAUCGUGGAAUAUAUGGGAACCAAACCAAUAUAUUUCAUGACUCUUCUCUUUCCGCACAGACUAUUUGAAUUUUAGAGAGAGGGGAAUGAUCUAAAAGGGAAUCAUACUUAUAUUAUAACAAUUAGAUAUAUGACGCUGACAGUUUCAUGUACAGUCAGCCAAGAAAGUCGUCCUUAUUUGCAUUGUGCAUCUAGAGUCUAAAAGUGAUAGCCCACUUUCUCAACCAGUAAGCCACUGUAAAUACAAGAUUGUUA